AUUAUGAUUAACAAGGCAGUAAUAGUUUUAGUUAAAAUAUUUGUUAAAAUGAUCACAAUCUUAUGAGUAAGUACAGCCGCGAAGAGACAAGUUGAUUUAAUACUUGUUCAUUAUUACGAUGAAACAGACAGAAAUUACAUGUCCCAGCAAACUAUACCACAAAUGUGCAAUCGAAUAAGUUUAGCGGUUGAAAGAAGGGUCAACCGCACAGUCGGUUGCGCAUUUUCCAGCUGAUUCAUGUAAUACACAUGAGAAGCACGAGAAGUGUUGUUAUCUCUCGCAUGAGAUUACAUAAAAGUAAAAAAUAUCUUUGCUGUAGAAAACAACGAGAGAUGAUGCGCGGAAGAUGUAGAAAGAGAUGCGAGACAUGAAUAUCGCGUUUUUGAAUACGAGACCGAUCUUGGAUCUUGGCAAAACCUAUAAACUUCAGCCGUCGUCUUAUCGCGCGCGCGUUAGUAUCAGCGUGAAAUAUUAAACUUAUAAAUACGCAUUGCAACUCAUUGUAUGAAAACGAUUAAAAACAGAGAUAGUUGAAUCGUUCGUGAACAACGGAGCAAAAGUGAGCGAUCAACUUCUCGCGGAUGGCGAGGUGAAGAAGCAGAAAUUACCGUUAAACAUCAAUACUAACAUGUUGAAAAUCGGCUUUCUCGGCGGAGGAAAAAUGGCUCAGGCCCUCGCCAGAGGUUUUAUACGAGCGGAUUUAAGCAAAGGCGAGAUGAUGCUAGCCAGUUGCCUUCCAAAUGAUAUUGAUAGCAUUGGAACAUUUAAAGAAAUGGGAUCAAAUACUGUUUUCGCUAAUGCUCCAGUCAUAAAGUACGGUGAUGUGCUGAUCUUAUCGGUGAAGCCACAAAUUGUACCGAAAAUUCUGCCAGAGUUGAAGAUGCAUGACAAUAAGAAAUUACUCAUUUCCAUCGCCAUGGGUAUCUCCUUGACCUCAUUAGAAAAGGCGCUGCCAAAAGACACACCCGUGAUAAGAGUAAUGCCAAAUACACCGGCAUUAGUGGGUUGCGGAGCCACAGUAUUUGCGCGUGGCAAGUAUGCGAGCGAUAAGGAUGCCGAGGUCACGAAGAAAUUAUUUUCCGCCGUAGGGAUUUGCGAAGAAGUCUCGGAAAAUCUCAUUGAUCCUGUUACUGCCUUGGCCGGUUCCGGUCCUGCUUAUAUAUACAUGAUAAUCGAAGCUAUGGCUGAUGGUGGUGUGAAAAUGGGACUUACCAGAUCCAUCGCGUAUAAACUCGCCGCGCAAACCGUUUUAGGCGCCGGUACUAUGGUCCGUGAGACAAAUAUUCAUCCAGGACAGCUUAAGGACGACGUAACUUCACCAGCAGGAUCCACUAUAACUGGUAUUCAUCAUUUAGAAAAGCACGGUUUAAGAUCGGCACUAAUUGAUGCCAUAGAGGCAGCAACGCUUCGAUGUAGAGAAGUUAGUUUACAAACAGAAAAAGAUUAUUAGUAGUAACAAAAAUUGUUGUUACACAUACAUAUAAUAAUAUGUGUUGUAUAUCGAUGACAUGCAUUUUAAAGGAUUAAAUAUGUAAAUGUGGAUAUAUGUACGUAAAAUUAAAAAAAUAUUAAAAGAAUAAAGUAACGCAGAAUAUAAUAAAAUAUCUAAUCGUAGGUUAGAUAUCUAAUCGUAUAUGUUUAUUUGCAGUUGUAAAAUUAUCAUGUAUACACAAAUGGUAUUUCAUAAUAACUAAAAUAUCGAUAAAUAUUGUUACACGCACAUACGCUCACAAGUGCACGCACAUGUGUAAAAGUUAUGUUAAAUUAUUGUGUAAUAACAGAAUAAAAUACUACCGUCCAUAAUAAGAAA
Cataglyphis hispanica is the source of this 1810-nucleotide messenger RNA. RefSeq names its product pyrroline-5-carboxylate reductase 2 (gene P5cr-2). Gene Ontology annotation, biological process: L-proline biosynthetic process. The transcript is spliced from 7 exons. Lineage: Eukaryota; Metazoa; Arthropoda; Insecta; Hymenoptera; Formicidae. The record is from RefSeq and is a predicted model, not a curated record. Gene Ontology annotation, molecular function: pyrroline-5-carboxylate reductase activity. Bases 629 to 1450 code for a protein of 273 amino acids.